Lathyrus oleraceus (garden pea) is the source of this 606-nucleotide messenger RNA. RefSeq lists its product as uncharacterized. The coding region runs from base 1 to 606 and encodes 201 amino acids. The record is from RefSeq and is a predicted model, not a curated record. The transcript is spliced from 2 exons. NCBI's taxonomy places the organism in Eukaryota, Viridiplantae, Streptophyta, Magnoliopsida, Fabales, Fabaceae.
AUGCUUCAAUUGUGCGGUCCAGAUUCUGAUGGUUCUCCUGUGGGUUUUGUCCAGUUUUUCACCAUUGACGUGUUUAUUGGUAAACAACAUGGUAUUAUUGUUGUUGAUAUUCGUUCUAAUACUGCAAAUGGGAUGAGAUGGAGGAAAGAUAAAUUGAUUAUGGAUUGUGAGAGAGGAGAAAACUACAAGAAAAAGAAUGUGAUUGCAGGAAGUUAUACUAUAAAAGUGAAAUGUCCAUUUAUGCUGAGAUCUGUGUCAAGUGGAAGUGGUUGGAAGGUUACAGUUAGGUGUGAGUUUCACAAUAAUACACUUUCUAAGGACUUAGAAAGGGAUGGUGUAUUAGGUCGUUUAAAAUAUCAUGAAAGAAAGUUUGUGAAUGACAUGACCAAACAUAAUAUGACUCCCAGAUACAUAGUUGUUGCUUUGAAAGAUAGAGAUAUAGAAAAUCUAACGAGUGUUGCCCAUAUCUACAAGGCAAGAUCUGCAUACAAGACGAGCAAGAGAGGUUCGUUGACUGAAAUGCAACAUAUGUUCAGUCUUAUUCAUGAAGAUAAAUACAUAUACUGGAUAAUGGACUCUUCAAAUGUUGUUGCUCAUAUCUUUUAG